UUAUUUCUGAAGUAGGAAAUAAACUACUAAUGAAAUUAAAAUAAAAUUCAUUGAUUAAUUCUGACAGUUCGUCAAGCUCGAAGAUGUACAAGUCUUCGAUCGCGACGAGCACGCCGAACCUGCCGUCGAGCGCGCCUCGCCGCAAGAAGGCGAAGGCGCCGCCGCCGCCGGUCAUCACGGUCACCGAGACGCCGCGCCUGCAGCCCUGCACCUCCAUGGAUGACGUCGUCAGCAUCUCAUCCCUCAGCUCCUUCAACUCCACCAUUCAUUCCGAUCAGAAAUCAAUAGGCGUAUCGACACCUCGAAUGAAGAAAAAGAGACCUGCACCCACGCCUCCGGACAGCCUAUCCACUGUCUCUGGCUUUGGUUCUCUGGAGAAAGGCGUCGAUUCUUCGGGGUUACGCAGCAAUGCUUCUGAUGGAGGUCGUCGAUCAGCAAAAGGUCCAGCGCCAGGUCUUCCCCUGCCGGAGCGGCGAGAAGUAAAGCUAGCCAUGUCGCCCGAAGAGCUGCAGGUGCAGUUAGACCUGCUGGAGACACAACAGCUGGGCUUGGAGCGGCAGGGCGUGCUCAUCGAGCAGAUGAUCCGCGACAAGUGUGAGGGUGACGAGCCAUCUACUGUGCCACAAGAGGAAGUGGAAGAUUUAGUAAUACAGCUCUGUGAACUAGUCAACGAGAAGAAUGACUUGUUCAGGAAGCAGACUGAACUGAUGUAUAUACGACGACAGCAGCGGUUGGAACAAGAGCAGGCUGACAUUGAGCACGAAAUCAGGAUUAUACAAUCUCGACCGGCCGUCAACCGCAUCGACGCUGAUAAGGCGCGCGAGGAGCAGCUGGUGGCGCGCCUGGUGGAGAUGGUGCGCCUGCGCGACGAGCUGGUGCAGCAGCUGGACGCCGAGCGCCGCCGCGAGCGCCAGGAGGACCUCGCCAUCGCCGCCUCCAUCGCCAGCAAGCGCGCCCAAAGAAACAGUGAAUCGAAUAGCUCUUCAAUGAAGUCGGUCGAAGUCGUUGCGACUCCUAAAAAGAGUAAGGUAAAAGACAAAGUGAAAAAGCAAUUGAAAAAAGCGAAACAUACGCUGAUUCCCAAAAAGAAAGACGACGGAACAGACCGAAAAACAGAGAAAACUGAAAAAGAAAAGAAACCUAAAUAAGGUACUGCUGACUUUAGAAUCUUUAGAAUGACAUCUUACCUAACUGAUAUUAGAUGGAAGACAAAAGUUCACUGCUGUUUGGAGAAUGUUCGUGUGCAAUUUUGAAAAUUAUGGUGUGCUAAAAGGUAUCACUGCAAUAAAGAUACCGACACAAUAUGAAAAUGCUAUCUAGCCACUACUAUAUGGAGUGAUAUGCGAAUGAUUUGCUCGUAUCAGCCGAUUGUUGCAUAGUAUUGUUUAGAAUUCAAAAAACCUGUUUUACAUUUCUGUUAUAACGAGAGUGUGUUAGGACAAAACAAGGCUGAAUUUUUACAUGUUUAUAUCAUUGUUAAACUUGCCUGCAUACAGAAAUAUCCCCUAGGCACACUUGCAUUUAUCACUCUGUAUAAUUGUGCACAAAUUAAAUUGUGAGUGCUACUUAUACUUAAGGAAAGACUGAAACAUUCCAUUCUAUUUAUAUGAUUUUAUUUUAAAUACAAUUAGAAUUUUCUCAUUAAUAUCUGACACUUUAUAAUAAUAUGUUUUAAGCCUAUAUUUAACGGGCCUAAUGUUAUAUUGUGGUAUAGUUUACUUGCACUAAUAUAAACACUAAAAACUAAUACAUGUAUGUACAGUGCUGUUAUUUUAGGUUUACGCUUCAGAUCAAAUCAACUAUGUAUAACAUAAGUUAUUUAACUAAGUUAAUUUUAUUCAAAUCAAAGUGACAUUCCAAUUGAUUUGAGAACCGUAAAAUUUUAUAAAAUGCAGUACUGGACAAAUUAUUGCAAUAUAGCGCAUUAGCGCACCUAAUAUUUUUAACCGGUUUUAGUGGUUACCAAGAGCUAAGCAAACUAGUUUACCUCACACCACUGAAGACAUUUUUUAGACUUAGAUCAGACCGCAAUAGCAUGAAAAAUCAUAUCUGGUAUUUGUACUAAAAAUUGGCUUAGCUGUAAGUCUGCAACUAGCAUGGCAAGUCACGUUUUCGCUAACACAAAUGAUAAAUUUACUAACUUGAAUGCGUGCAAAUAAUACUACUGUUUCGUAAACUUUACUUGAAAUAUGUGCAAAUUAUGAAAUCAUGAAUUUUUUCCGAUAGGAUUUUAGCUGCCGAUUUUUCAUUUACAAUAACGUUAUGUUGUUUUUUUGAUCAAGCACAUCAGAUUAUACAUUUUUGUAGCAAAACGCACCUAUUGGAACUACUCGUAUGAUGCCACCACAGCUAAUGAUAUUAAGUUAUGGUCACAGCGGUUACCUUGAUGAGCUGACGUCUGUUCUAUAAAAAAUGUGCAAUUUUCCAAUCAAGGCAAUCAAGCGAAAAGCGUUAAAGAUUUCAAGGACGCCCGAUAUUAUAUUAAAAGUUAUUAUUGAGUUUUAUUUGUUAUAAUUUAUGAGCAUUAUAGAUUGGUCUAUUUAGUUAAGAUUUCAUAUUUUUAUAAAUCGCACAAACUUGUAAGUACUUAAUAUUAACAUACUAUGUGCCACGUUAAGAAAUUUAGUGAAAUAAGCGAAUAUAUUUGGUGCCACUUAAAAAAUGAAUCUCUUAAUUCGUUUGAGUCAGACACAUAUUUAUUAUUAAACUAUGCUUAAUCUAAUCCACAAUGCCUCAAUAUUUUCAGUAAUUAUUUAUGAAAUAAGCUUAAAUUUAACUUUUCACUAUUUACUAACCACCAUUCGGGAAUAAACUUAUUUUUAAUUUAGAGACAGAAAUUCAAUCUUGUAAUAAUGUCUCUUGUCUUUUGUUUGCAGCUUGGUGACAUAUAAAUCGCAUCAAUAUAGUGCCUUUACAAUUAUAAAUCCAUAUCAAAAUAGCAUUUUUACAUAGCAAGUUAACAACAUUAGGGACCACGCCAUAUCAAUAACGAUGCACUAAUAUCUUUUUAAUACAUUUUAUUUAACAUGAUAAUUAACUGAUCGACGGUUUACAUAAAGGCAAAUAUUGUAAGAAAACUAUACAAAGCUAAAUUUAUAAUUAUCUAUUUUCCAGAGAGGUGAUUAAUUAGUUUUUGUUCUGAAAGAAAAACCAAGUUCAAAAGGUACUUAAUAGUGUAUUAUUUAAAAUGCUUCAUUAUUUUAUUCCUAUUCAUCUAUGAAUGGUCAAAUCAAUCACCUUGCACAGGUUUUUUUUAUCAUGCACAAAUCAGUAUUAUUAAUAAAUUGCCUUUGUUACAACAUUUUUAAGCAUCUGUAUUUUGUGUUCAACUUAAUCGAUAAAAUACAUUAAAAUUUACGCUUUGGGACUUUUAGCGAUAACACCGUAAAUUACAAUAUCCCAAGCAUAUACUAUUUUAUAUUACCUAUGUACAGUCGACCGCACAGCAUACUAUACGUUUUUGUUGCAAAAUACAAUCAUAGCACCUUACAUACGAUGUUUGGUAGUACCUAUAUUAUCUGUGCAAUGUGUCGCGUCGCCUGUAUUUCAAUAUCAUAAAAUUGUAAGUAUUGCUUACCAAGGGAUUUUCAAAGUUUUUUGUUUAUUGAGAUUAAUUUUAUUUACAAAACCUCGAUAAGUAAGACUCAUUGUCAAUAGAAAAAUAAAAUAUUUGAUAACAAUAACAUGCUGUUUCUAUUUUAGCGUUAAACCACUGUGUAAAUCUACUCCUCAUUUGAAUUGUUAAUUUAUAGCAUAGCCCUAAUAUAGUAGUUUUUCGGGUAAACUCAAAAUUUUGAUUGGCUUCUGCAAAGAAUAGUCGACCGUGCUAGCCUUAAAUGUUACGGUUCAAAGAUGAUCGAUAGAACCCUGAAUGCUAAAAGUAGCAUAUUGUGUGCUGUGGCUCUAAUGAUUUCAGCGUUGUCAAUUCAUAAUACUCACGUUAUGAAGAGUCACAGAAUAAAAAGUGAAGCUUUUUUUUUUUCAAAAACCAUGAAUAUCGGUCCAGCUGUUCUCAAGUUAAUAAGUGCUCGAACAAAUCCGACAAUAUAUGUCCGGUUUCCGGCAAAUUGCCGGUCCGGCGUAGUGGGAACCGGGCCUAAUUAAGAUGAAGGGUUUAGUCGUUUGAAAUAAUAAAUAUACAAUAAUAUAUUGUGGAAAUGUGUAUUGCCAUAAUAAGUCGGGUUGUAUAAUUACAAUACAUAACAAAUCUAUUCGGAUAAAUUAUUGUGAUUCUUCUACAAGG
Ostrinia furnacalis (Asian corn borer) is the source of this 4243-nucleotide messenger RNA. Its product is annotated as MICAL-like protein 1. The record is from RefSeq and is a predicted model, not a curated record. Bases 84 to 1148 code for a protein of 354 amino acids. The transcript has 7 exons. NCBI's taxonomy places the organism in Eukaryota, Metazoa, Arthropoda, Insecta, Lepidoptera, Crambidae.